Molecule: messenger RNA, 1765 nt
Organism: Dreissena polymorpha
Lineage: Eukaryota; Metazoa; Mollusca; Bivalvia; Myida; Dreissenidae
Product: proton-coupled folate transporter-like
Exons: 1
Coding region: 849-1532 (227 amino acids)
Biological process (GO): transmembrane transport
Cellular component (GO): membrane
Molecular function (GO): transmembrane transporter activity
Source: RefSeq, a predicted model, not a curated record
CUGUCACAUUUCAUGCGUUAUCUUGCAUACAUGUACUCGGUAGUCGUUCUAUAUGGAAUACGUAUUUAUUAUUAUUGUUACCUUUCAUAUAUAUAUAAUGUGUAAUUUUAAUGGUAAAAUCCAUGCAUACAGUUUAAUUCAGCUCGUUGUGACAAUAUGCCAGCUCUAAGGAAUAUGUCUGACAAGACAAGUUAGUGGAGGUUGAAGUCCAGAACAAUAACCCGAAAUGGCGCUGUCUCCUGAUUCUACCAUCACUGUUUAUUUUGUUCGUCGGUUUCAAUAUAUACUAUGUCGUGCUAGACGAGUGGACGCAGACAAAAAUGAAAGUGAAAUACUUCCCCAACAGCUCCGUGGACGCCCACUUUGACCCAUGCGACAACAGCAGUAAAACGUCUCCGGAAUACCAGCAAUACAAGAAGAUGCAGCAACAGUCCGCAAACUGGAUUAUGUUUUACAACCUGGCUGAGUGUGUGCCGCAAGUGUUCAUGAAUAUCGUUCUCACAGCUUACACUGACUCGUUGGAAGAAGGUUUCUAAUUGUACUGACAUCAUUUGCCACGUUUUUUCAGAGUAGGUCUGUUUUCACUUACCGUAAUCUUUGACUGGUCGCCGGUGUGGGUGGUGAUGUCGAACAUAGUUUAUGGAUUUACUGGUGGAGGUUACGGACUACUUUCGGCCACUUUCGCGUUUGUUGCAGAUAUGAACAUACACGGAUGACCACAGAAUUAUUGGGAUUGUAGUAAUCGAGUGCGUGCUCGUUAGUUCAUCUAUAGUAUCACCUUACUUAUCCGGGUAUUUUGUGGAAACAUUGGGACUAGGCUUUCCAAAACGUCUUUCAUAUGCGUCGGUAUGUGCUUCGCUGGUUUGCUGAUUGCAUUUUUAUUGCCCGAGAGUCUUGCUAAACAUCGUCGUCAAAAAGCUCAGUCAAUUAUCAUGAAUAUUAAACGAGUAACAUCUUUCUACGUCAGCAAAGAGAUGAAAGGACAGAGAGCGAGGUACAUACUCCUAACGCUGUCAUUCUCGUUUGCUACAUUGACCUCAUUAAACAGAUCCGACAUAGAAACGUUGUACUUUCUGGGGCAGCCGUUCUGCUGGGGACCCUCAAAGAUCGGGUUGUUUAUGACAGCCUGUAGUGCCGCGCAAAGCAUCGUAGGUCUGGGCUCUCUGCGACUGCUGCAGGUCUGUCUAAGCAACCCAGUCAUCGCAAUCAUCAGCACUGUGUCGCUAACUAUUUCUUACAUCAUCGAGGGUCUGGCGGAGAGCACGCUGGUGAUCUACUUCGUCCCCAUUUCCGGUAUAUUCUCGUUUCUGAUGGUACCGAUGAUCCGCGGCAUGAUGUCCAAUAUUACUCCAGCGGACAAGCAGGGGGCAAUGUUCGCGGGGGUGGCCGUGUUUGAAGUAAUAAGCAGCCUCGUGGGCUCUAUCGCUUUCAAUGGCGUUUACUCGCUGACCAUGACUUUCAUGAACGGGUUUGGUGUUUCUGUGCAUGGCAUUCCUGAGUGUGGUAGACACGAUCCUGUUACUGGUGUAUAAUCGCAUCAAGCCGCCCAAUCAGAUCAGCUCUGUAAGCGUUAAUCAAGUCAAGCAUUCAGAUGACGCGGUCGAGUAACUAGAUGUAUCUCAUGGACUCAAUAUGCUGUGUGAUAUAUAUUUUUAUAAUUUGGUUUGUUUAUCGUUGUUGUUUCAAACUAAUCUCUAUUUUUACUUUAAUACAUGUAUUCGACGAACACAUUUAAAUUGUAUGAUUAAACACAAUAUUUCGAUAA